GGCAGAGGUCCUGGCUCUUACCUCCUCUCCUUCCUCCAGCCUCUCCACUCCGCUCUCGGGAGCAACAAGGGAGCUCUUUUUCCCUUUUCAAUGGCCCCGCCUCGCUUGGGGUUUCUGAUCCUCCUGGCUUGCUGCUUCUCCCUCUCCGAGUCACAACUCCUGGACUGGGUUUGGGACAGCAUGAAGACGACAGGAAGCCCAGCAGCACCUAGCAAGGGAAUCUCAGCGUUUGAGCCACCAACCUCGGCAGCAGCUCCAGCUCCCAGCCCGUCCCCAGUGAUGUGGGUUGGCGAGGGUGCAGGGAAUGUCACCACCCCACAGCGGCAGGAGCCAGAUCCUGCUACAGCAGUGCCUGUGGGUGAGGGAACCACAGCCAAAACCACGGAGCAGUGGGACAGGAGUGCCACUGGGCUGCUGCAGAGCACGGCAGGGCCAAGCAUCUCUCCUUCCCACAGCAUGUCACCUGCCCUGGGUCAGCAGGUGGCCAGCAGCCCCAGUAAUGAGCUCCAGCUCCUGGGAACAGGGACCCCCAAGGACCGUCAACUCCUGGGGUCAGAAACCUCUAAGGACCCCCAGCUCCUGUGGUCAGAGACCACUGAAGACCACCAGCUCUUGGGGUCAGGUACUACUGAGGACCUGCAGCUUCUGAGGAUGAGGACCACCAAAGAACCCGAGUUCCUGGGAUCAGUGACCCCCAAGGAGCUCCUGGAGUCAGCUACUACUGAGGACCUGCAGCUGCUGGGGUUGGGCACCGCUGAGGACCCACAGCUCCUAGGGAUGAUGAGUACCACAUACCGGCAGCUCCUGGUGACAGGGCACACCAAGGACCCUCAGCUCCUAAGGACAGGGACCACCGAGGACCCACAGCUCCUGGGAUGGGGGACCACUGAGAAUCUGCAGGUCGUGGCAGUGAGGAGCACCGAGGAGACACAGCUCUUGAGGACAAUGACCACUGAGAGUUCAAAGCUCCUGGGGGACACUGAGAAUCCACAGCUCCUGAGGACAGUGACCGCCAAGAACCUAGAGCUCCUGGGGGCAGGAACUCCUCCAGCAAUUGAGACACAGGUGUCCUUGCAGAGACCAGCGGGUCCCCGGACAGAGAGCCUGAGUGCCGAGGUCAGCCUGCUGGAGCUGAUCGGGGACCCACCAACGGAGGAGAUCCACAGAAUUUAUGGCCCCGACAACAACCCUGGCUAUGUCUUCGGUCCCAAUGCCAACACGGGCCAAGUGGCCCGGUAUCACCUGCCAAGCCCUUUCUACCGGGACUUCUCGCUGCUCUUUCACAUCCAACCCACCACACCCCGGGCCGGUGUGCUCUUUGCCAUCACAGACUCCUUGCAGAGCAUCAUCUAUGUGGGUGUCAAGCUCUCGGAGCUGCAGGCAGGCCAGCAGCAGAUCAUCUUCUACUACACGGAGCCCGGCUCGCCCAGCUCCUACCCGGCCGCCACCUUCACUGUGCCCACCCUGCUCAACCAGUGGACGCGCUUCGCCAUCAGUGUGGAGGAGGAGGAAGUUAUCCUCUACUUGGACUGUGAGGAGCAUGAGCGUGUACGCUUUGAGCGCUCCCCGGAUGAGAUGGAGCUGGAAGAAGGCUCCGGGCUCUUUGUUGCUCAGGCUGGAGGGGCUGACCCAGAUAAAUACCAGGGAGUGAUUGCAGAUUUGAAGCUCCGAGGGGACCCACGGGCGGCUGAGCGCCAGUGCGAGGAAGAGGAGGAUGAUGCAGAGGUCUCCGGGGAUUUUGGCAGCGGGAUGGAAGGUGGACAGCAGCCCUCUGGCAAGGUCGAGGCUGUCCCAGGGCUGGUGGAUGCUGUCCCCGUGACCUCACCCCCUGUGGCUGGGGGCAGUGGCCCGAGGAGUGGCGGGGGGUCCCUGCAGCAGGCUGAGAGGACCAGGGCGGAGGAGACACUGCGGGUCUCCACGGGAGGCACCAGCUGGAAAGGCGAAAAGGGGGAGAAGGGGGAGCGUGGCAUGAAAGGGGACUCAGGCACUGGUGGCAUCAUAGGGCCAGGCAGUGUCAAGGGUCAAAAGGGGGAGAAAGGAGACCUGGGCAUCAAGGGCAGUGCUGGAUUUGGCUACCCUGGCUCUAAGGGCCAAAAAGGAGAACCAGGUGACCCUGGACCCCCUGGGACCCUCUCUCGGCAUGCUGAUGGCUCAGUGGUGAAGCAGGUCACCGGCCCCCCAGGGCCACCAGGGAAGGACGGAGCCCCUGGCAGGGAUGGCGAGCCUGGAGAUCCUGGCGAGGACGGCAAACCCGGUGAAAUGGGGCCCCCAGGGUUCCCUGGGAUGCCAGGGGAGCCAGGCCUGAAGGGGGAGAAGGGUGACCCAGGUGUGGGGCCGAGGGGACCCCCUGGACCACCUGGCCCUCCAGGACUGCCAGCACCCUCCUCCAAGAAUGACAAGCUGACCUUCAUUGACAUGGAGGGCUCUGGCUUUGGCAGUGACCUGGAGAGCCUGCGGGGUCCACGAGGGCCACCUGGUCCCCCAGGGCCACCUGGCGUGCCUGGUUUGCCAGGGGAGCCGGGACGGUUUGGGAUGAACCGCACGGACCUGCCAGGACCACCAGGGUUGCCGGGCAGGGAUGGGAUCCCUGGGCCCUUGGGUCCAGUGGGUCCUCAGGGUCCUUCAGGAAGAGACGGGGAGGCCGGGCAGCCAGGGCCCAAAGGCGAGCGGGGCGAUGUGGGUGACCUCGGCCUCCCUGGCCUGCCGGGACCCAAGGGCAGCAAAGGAGAAAUGGGACCAGCAGGACCCCCAGGAGAAAUGGGUUUAGCUGGCCUUCCUGGGCCCAUCGGACCCCAAGGGCAGCCAGGGCCCCCCGGCCCCCCAGGACCACCAGGGCCAGGCUACGAGGCUGGAUUUAGUGACAUGGAGGGCUCGGGGCUGCCAUUCACCCCUGGACCACCUGGACCUGAAGGACCACAGGGUGUGCCGGGACUGCCAGGGGUGAAGGGACAGGUCGGCAGCCCUGGACAGCCUGGCUUGCCAGGACCAAAGGGAGAUGCUGGCAUGCCUGGUGUGGAUGGCCGCCCUGGCCUGGAGGGCUUCCCUGGACCACAGGGACCCAAAGGUGACAAAGGCAGCACCGGUGAGAAGGGAGAGCGAGGCCAAGAUGGAGUGGGGCUGCCUGGCCUGCCUGGACCACCUGGUCCCCCUGGACAGAUCAUCACUGUCUCCAGUGAAGAUAAGUCCUUGGUGGCUUUUCCUGGUCCAGAGGGCAGACCAGGCCAUGCUGGCUUCCCGGGUCCAGUGGGACCAAAAGGAGACCAGGGGUCAACUGGUCUCCAGGGUGCCCCAGGGCUGAAGGGGGAGAAGGGGGAGCCUGGCGUCAUCAUCAGCCCCGACGGGACUGUGGUCACUGCCAAGAUGAAAGGAGAAAAGGGGGAGCCGGGGCUGCGGGGCCCGAUGGGACCAUCGGGUCCCCCAGGACGAGCAGGGAUGAAGGGAGAGAUCGGCUUUCCAGGCAGACCUGGACGUCCUGGCAUGAAUGGGCUGAAGGGUGAGAAGGGUGACCCCGCAGACAUGCUGGACUCACGGGGCCCCCCAGGCCCCCCAGGACCCCCUGGGCCCCCUGGGCCACCUGGCAGCAUAGUCUACAACAAUGGCAAUACCUUCAGCGACUCCAGCCAUCCAACAUUCCCCGGUUUCCACCAGUUCCCAGGACAAAAGGGAGAGAAAGGUGACACUGGACCCCCAGGACCCCCAGGCCAGUUCCCCUAUGACACAAGUCACUUCAGUACCAGCCUGCGGGGUAACAAGGGGGAUGCAGGUCCCAAGGGUGAGAAGGGUGAGCCGGGCAGCAUCCCACUCUAUGGUCCUGGAGUCUCUGGGCUUCCAGGGCCUCCAGGGCCCCAGGGAUACCCUGGACUGCCUGGUCCCAAGGGGGACAGUAUUGUUGGGCCACCGGGGCCUCCAGGACCUCAGGGUCCUCCUGGGAUCGGAUACGAGGGGCGGCAAGGCCCCCCUGGCCCUCCUGGUCCACCCGGGCCACCCUCCUUCCCAGGUCCCCACAGACAAGCUGUUAGCAUCCCUGGACCCCCAGGACCACCGGGACCCCCUGGACCACCAGGCACUAGCAGGAUGUCCUUGGGGUUCCGGGCUGUGCCCACAUACCAGGCGAUGCUGAGCACCGAGCAGGAGCUGCCUGAGGGUAGCCUCAUCUUCCUGACUGACCGGCAGGAGCUCUACAUCCGCCUGCGAGGGGGUUUCCGCAGGGUGCUGCUGGAGGAGCACAACCUGAUCCCCAGUUCAGCUCUGGACAACGAGGUGUACGACAAGCCACCCACCCUCCACUACGCCGGCCCCCAGCCCCGUGGGCCCCUGCACCCGCUCCGCAACCACGUCCCCCCGGCCACCGCCCGUCCCUGGCGUGGGGACGAGGUGGUGGCCAACCAGCACCGCCUGCCUGAGCAGCCCCUGCUCCACCACCAGCAAGAGCUCAUCAAUGGCUACUACAUCCACCGCAGACCAGACCCUGCUCCCCUGGCCGCCCACGUGCACCAGGACUUCCAGCCUGCACUUCACCUGGUGGCCCUAAACACCCCGCUGAGCGGCAGCAUGCGCGGCAUCCGGGGCGCCGACUUCCAGUGCUUCCAGCAAGCCCGGCAGGUCGGGCUGGCUGGCACCUUCCGCGCCUUCCUGUCCUCGCGCCUGCAGGAUCUCUACAGCAUUGUGCGCAGAGCUGACCGUGCUGCCGUCCCCAUCGUCAACCUCCAGGAUGAAGUGCUCUUCAAUAACUGGGAAGCCCUUUUCACGGGCAGUGGGGCCCCGCUGCGAGCCAGCACCCGCAUCCUCUCCUUCGAUGGCCGGGAUGUCCUGCGGGAUGCAGGAUGGCCGCAGAAGAGUGUCUGGCAUGGCUCGGAUGCCAAGGGCCGACGCCUGCCUGAAAGCUACUGCGAGACAUGGCGGACAGAGGAGCGUGCAGUCACCGGUCAGGCUUCCUCCCUGGCCUCUGGAAAACUCCUGGAGCAGGUGGCCAGCAGCUGCCAGCACACCUUCAUCGUCCUUUGCAUUGAGAACAGCUUCAUGACCUCCACCAAAAAGUGA
This is a messenger RNA of Cinclus cinclus, 5040 nucleotides long. It is a transcript of the gene COL18A1, whose product is annotated as collagen type XVIII alpha 1 chain. The record is from RefSeq and is a predicted model, not a curated record. Bases 91 to 5040 code for a protein of 1649 amino acids. The transcript has 42 exons. Lineage: Eukaryota; Metazoa; Chordata; Aves; Passeriformes; Cinclidae.